Molecule: messenger RNA, 1323 nt
Organism: Clonostachys rhizophaga
Lineage: Eukaryota; Fungi; Ascomycota; Sordariomycetes; Hypocreales; Bionectriaceae
Source: the annotation of a GenBank genome assembly
AUGCAACCUUCGCUGCCGCACCCGACCCAAGUGCGGUCAGCGUGUGAGCGGUGCCGUAAACAAAAGCUCCGAUGCACCCGGCCGGCAGCCCUGUCUGCCAAAUGCACCCGGUGCCAGAACCUCGGGUUGGACUGCCAGCUCGGUCCCCAGCGCAAGGUCGGGCGCCCGUCGAAGAAGGACUCGGCAGGGAAAACCAAAUCCAUCAUCGAUGAGGCCGGAAAAGGCUCGCCUGGCUUGCAGCACAAUGUGGCCACUCCGCCAUCGCCGAGCGUGGCCAUCGACCCCCAGAUUCUCGACCAGCAAGCCAACCAGACCGCCCCUACCCCUAUUGAUAUGGAGUCAAUGGACUGGAUGCUUCCGGAGGUGUCAGAUUUCCUUCUCGAGCCCGUUGAAGAAGUAGUAGUCCCUUCGCUGCCGCUGGGCGAGUCUCCCUCCAUCUUCCAACCCCAGACGCCUAUGGACAUACAAACGGCCGUCAUUCAUCUCACCAAAAAAGACCACUUCGCCUCUCUCUCUAGGAUCAACAUGGAGCUCCACGGGCUGUGGGAGACCAUGAGAACCCAGCCUGCUAGUGGCACGCUCGAGGGCUUUCUCUGCGACUGCAACUUGGUCGACGGCAACGCCCUGAAGCCUUAUCAAUCGCUCAUGAAAGUUCUGCAGGAUUACCUUGUUACGAUAAAAGCCCUGCAUAAGAUUUUGGGAACGAAACAGGACUUGGUGAAGUCGAGGCCACCUGUGUGGAUGCCCCGUGCAUGCCUCAUUUUAUCUUCUAAUAAUAAUCCUAUGGGCGAGUCCCCCCCAUGCAGCUCGAGUAGCUCAACCGGUGAUAGCAGUACUUCCGGUAGUCCGCAGCAGACCCAGAAAUUCCCCGAAGCCGAUCGAGUGAUUCUUGACUCCCCAACGGCGUUGUUGGUCAUCUCCUGCUUCUCUCAGAUUGUCCAACACCUCGAGAUUUUCUAUUCCAUUUCCCAGUCUCGUCUCCUCGACCCUACCGCGCCUCUCGUCCCUCCUGCUGCCAACGCUAGUUUCGCUGGAAUCCCCAUUGUUGAGUUUCUCCCACAAGGUGCACUCUUCUCAGAGGUGCUUCGCAACAACCUGGCCCAAAUUAUCAUCAUCCUUGGGUUACCCACCGAACCCUGGUGGUCGGGAAAGACCGUGUGGACAGGGCUCUUGGCAGAGCAAAGGUUUCGCGAUCUGCUAAACCAUGAGCUGGGAUCGGUCGAGAACGGGUGGACGACGAGGCCUUCGUCCGUCAUCAUGGUGAUGGACAAGACUAAGAAGCUCCUCAUCGAUGCAAUGAUGUCUGGAUGCAUGGACGUCUAA